GAAGAUGUCGUCAUUAUACAAUUGUGUGGGGAAAUUUUAUAUAGUUUCCCUGCUGAUGAUGAUAUUCUGCUCUGUCUGCGCCUUGGCAGCUAUGAAUAAUGCCACCGAUUUUAUGCUGGAUGUAAAUGAAAUACCCCAAAGAUAUGAUGAGGCACAAUUGUGGCGUAUUUAUAAUAUAUCCGAGGCCAUGCAACAACGUGUGCCUGUGGGACAGGUUUUGGAACAGAAAUUCGGUGGCAACAUUUGGAAGGAGAAUUCUAAGUUUCUCGAUAUAUCCAUACAAAAGGAACAGGUGAAGGCAGCACGUGCCUUCCUGGAGGCACAUCGUCUGGACACUCAAGUUUUGAACUAUAAUGUACAAUCGAUGAUCGAUGAGGAGCUAUUGGAAGGUGUUAUGAAAACAUCAUCUGGACCGGGUGUACGUUCAAAAAAAGCCACAGGCAGCACCAUGCACUGGAAGGACUAUCAUGAUUUGGAAACAAUUUAUGGUUUUAUGCGAGAGAUACGUACUAAAUUCCCAAAUAUUGCGCGACUUUAUACCAUUGGCAAAACUGUUGAGGGACGUGAUCUUAAAGUAUUGCGUAUCUCGGAAAAUCCGCGUGAAUAUAAAAAAAUUUGGAUCGAUGGCGGCAUUCAUGCACGCGAAUGGAUCAGUCCGGCCACAGUUACCUUCAUUCUAUAUCAAUUGAUGUCAAAUUGGGAAGAUCAGCCAUCCCAUAUACGUGGCCUUACAUGGUACAUAAUGCCUGUCAUGAAUCCGGAUGGCUAUGAAUACAGUCGCACCGUGAAUCGCUUGUGGCGGAAAAAUCGUUCACCCUCGCGUCGGAACAAUUGUCUGGGUGUUGAUCUGAAUCGUAAUUUCGAUAUUGGCUGGUCUGGUUAUGGUUCCUCUACGAAUCCCUGCAGUGACACAUAUCGCGGCAAUGCACCAGCUUCGGAGGAGGAAACAAAAGCAGUUGCCGAAUUCUUGGCCAAACGUAAAUACAAUUUGGAGGCAUAUUUGACGUAUCAUAGCUAUGGUCAAAUGGUUGUCUACCCUUGGGCUUAUAAGGCCGUCAAGGUCAAGGAUGCGAGCGUUUUGCAACGUGUAGCUAAUACGGCUGUUCAAAGGAUAGCACAGAAAACUGGCUCCACAUAUCGUGCCUCAGUCACUCAUGAGGUCCUGGGCAUUGCCGGCGGUGGUUCAGAUGAUUGGUCUCGCGCCGCUUUGGGUGUGAAAUAUGUCUAUACCAUUGAAUUGCGCGAUCGUGGAGCCUUUGGAUUUGUCCUGCCACCCAGAUACAUCAAGGAUACGGCCCUAGAGGGAUGGACAGUGUGCGAAACCGUUGCGCAGGCAAUUGGUUAAUCGCUUCAUUUAAAAAAGGGGGGCAACGUAUGUUUUCUUUUUUAGUUAUGUGUGAAUGGGCUUGUGAAUCGAUGGAUGAGUGUAUGUGGAAUGUAUGUGACCUUUAUGUUUCUUAUGAAUAUAUCAAAUAUAUUCCUUUAUUUAUUUAUGACGAUUAAAAAAAAAAAAGAAUAGUUUACCAACUCUUCAACUCAA
Molecule: messenger RNA, 1540 nt
Organism: Drosophila willistoni
Lineage: Eukaryota; Metazoa; Arthropoda; Insecta; Diptera; Drosophilidae
Product: carboxypeptidase B
Exons: 3
Coding region: 5-1345 (446 amino acids)
Biological process (GO): proteolysis
Molecular function (GO): zinc ion binding; metallocarboxypeptidase activity
Source: RefSeq, a predicted model, not a curated record